AUUGCCUAACAUAAAGUAACUCAACGAGGUUGAGAUCGUAGAGCUGAAUAAGAAUUAAUUGAUCGACGUGUACCACCUAAAAUUAGAUAGAUUUAGUGUUACGGCUAGGUGGUUUAGGCUAUGCCCCAUUAUGUAGGUGCUCCAAAACGCCGUAUGAGUCAACUCACCGUAGGGGGUUACAGGAAACUAGGUGCGAGCCCUGCAGCCUCACUAGGCGUUCCAGGUCCCUAGAUAGGUCCCUAGGAGCGAUCCGCAGCAGGCUGAGCCGGUUACCCCACAGUCUCACAUGCCCCGAAACGGUAACUAGUAUACUACCUCAAGAGAUGAGGCGGAUACGAGAUAUAAAUUUUACGUAUCCCCAUCUUGAAUAGAACGUCUUAAGGUCCAAGACACACACCUUGCCGAAAGAUAAACAACAAUCUGUUCUCCUUCCCAAGGGUAGCCAAUAUGCUUAAACUAAACUCUGACGAUUCUUUCAAUUUCGAACUCCUGCGCGUACUCGCGCAUACCACAUAUGGAGGAGCCGAUAUCAGCGAGUGCCUCAUCGCAGCCCAAGAGAUCGUGCCCGGUGAUUUUGAAUCGUGGUACGAAGUAUGGUAUCGGCGCGCGGAGAGAGUUCUAUCGCAGGCUAAGGAUUUGAAAAAUCCGGUGUCGAUCAGGGACGCCAUGUUCCGCGCUGCAACAUAUAGUCGUGCUGCUGAUUUCUUCCUGCAUGGAAACUGGGAUGACCCGCGUAUUGAUUCGUUAUGGAAAAGGCAGACCGAGUGCUUUGAUGCGGCCAUCGCAACAUUGGACAAUCCAGGGUACCGGAAGCUAGUGAAGGCAGACGGUUUCAACGUUCCGAUCAUUGUCUUCCCGGCCGGAAAGGUGGGCGACGACAAGAAGCGUCCUACGAUCCUCUUGGGUAAUGGGAUGGACGGUUCCAUGGGAGAAAUGUAUCACAUGCAUGGUGUAGCUGCUCUUGAACGUGGGUACAACGUUGUGGUGUAUGAUGGUCCAGGGCAGCCAAGCGUUCGUCGUGAGCAGGGGCUUGGGUUCAUUCACAACUGGGAGGCCGUUGUUACCCCGGUCGUCGACUUUCUCGAGACACUUCCGUUCGUAGACGCCGGCAAGAUUGGGCUUGUGGGGUACAGUAUGGGCGGAUACCUGGCAGCACGUGCGGCCGCCUUCGAACACCGACUCGCAGCGGUAUUCCAAAUUGACGGAUUAUACGACUUCACGCGAACUCCAAUUUUCCAACCAGAGAAUGGACUAGGCCGGUUCGGCUUCGGCGAUGAUCUUGAAGGCACGCAGGCACUGCUUAACAACCCUAAGGUCCCCGCAGGUCUGAGAUGGGUUCUAGGCCAGGGCUUGUGGGCCUUUAAAGUGCGUACUCGCUCCGAGUAUCUCGAGAAGGCGAGGUUGCUCAGUCUAGCAAACGGCAUUGCAGAACAGAUUCAAUGCCCAGUAUUAGUAGGUGAUGCGGCCAAUGAUAUGUUCUUCUUAGGUCAGCCGCAGAUGAUGGUUGAGGCUUUGGGCGAGAAAGCGACGCUUGUCACGUUGACAGAUGAGGAUGGCGCUGGUGAUCAUUGUCAUUUUGGUGCAGCAAGACAUACUAAUCGUAUUAUGUAUGAUUGGUUUGAGGAGAAGGUGGUAAAGGUGUAAGGGUGAGGAUUGUUUUUUGAAUGAGAUUGAUUAGAAUGGAAGAAUCACAGUGUAAACCAGAGAAGGACUAAAGGCUAGGUACAUAUAAGUACCUACAUAUAGCGGGAUGAUCUUCAUUUAGCGCUAACCUUAAAUGGCGUCAUCUGAUUCUGUGUGCAUGUCGCGUGGCUUCCGGGGUUGUACCUGAGUCUUUGUACUGGGGUACUUUCCGUUCUUUGU
Molecule: messenger RNA, 1863 nt
Organism: Hypoxylon trugodes
Lineage: Eukaryota; Fungi; Ascomycota; Sordariomycetes; Xylariales; Hypoxylaceae
Product: alpha/beta-hydrolase
Exons: 2
Coding region: 448-1644 (398 amino acids)
Source: RefSeq, a predicted model, not a curated record